AUGCUUCAACUCACGCCUUCUCACUCUCUCCAUCAACCAUUGCUCUCUCCUCAAAGCCUCCCCUUUUCGCUUCUCCAAACCUGUAAAACCCAACGAGAAGCAGAGCAACACCACGCCGUAUCCCUCAAAACUGGAACUUUCAGCCACCCUGCAAUUGCUUCCCGUUUCUUAUCUCUCUACGCAGACCCCAAAAUCAACAAUCUUGACUAUGCUCGCUCCGUCUUCGAUCAAAUUGAAGAACCCACCUUGGUUUCCUGGAACGUUCUCAUCAAAUGCUAUGUUGGGAACCAGCGUUCCCAUGAUGCUAUUAUUUUGUUCUAUGAAUUGCUUCAUGAACUUGUUCCGGAUAAUUUUACUGUACCGUGUGUGAUGAAGGGUUGUGCUCGGUUAAAUGCGAUUGGGGAAGGGAAACAGAUUCAUGGGUUGGUGUUGAAAAUUGGGCUUGGUUUGGAUAAGUUUGUGCAGAGUAGUUUGGUUAGUUUGUACUCAAAGUGUGGUGAGAUUGGUUUGGCUAGGAAAGUGUUUGAUCAAAUGCUUGAUAGAGAUUUGGUUACUUGGAAUUCUUUGAUUGAUGGGUAUGCGAGAUGCGGAGAAGUAGAAGUUGCAAUGGAAUUGUUUGAUCAAAUGCAGGAGAGAGAUUCUUUUUCGUGGACUGUUUUAGUUGACGGGUUAUCAAAAUGCGGGAAGGUAGAGAUGGCUAGGGAGAUAUUUGAUAGGAUGCCACAUAGAAAUUUGGUUUCUUGGAAUGCCAUGAUUAAUGGUUACAUGAAAUCCGGAGAUUUUGAGAUGGCACGUCAAUUGUUUAGUCGGAUGCCAACAAGAGAUAUAAUAACUUGGAAUUCGAUGAUUGCAGGUUAUGAAUUUAAUGGACAGUUUAUGGAAGCAUCGGAGUUGUUUCAGGAAAUUUUGGAAGAAGAUAUUAUGCCUAGUCAUGCUACAUUAGUCAGUGCUCUUUCUGCCGUUUCAGGAUUAGCCACUCUAAGUAAGGGGAGAUGGAUACAUUCUUUCAUGGUAAAACAUGGAUUUGAUUUAGAUGGUGUGCUUGGUACAUCAUUGAUAGAAAUGUAUUCCAAGUGUGGGAGCAUAGAGAGUGCUCUGGCUGUAUUUCGAGCUAUAGACAGGAAGAAAUUGGGGCAUUGGACUGCUAUAAUUGUUGGUUUAGGAAUGCAUGGUAUGGCCGACCAGGUUCUUGAGCUAUUCCUUGAGAUGCGCAAAAAUGGAAUGCACCCUAAUGGUAUAACUUUUGUCGGAGUCUUGAAUGCAUGUAGUCAUGCAGGAUUGGUUGAUCUUGGUCGUUACUAUUUCAAUCUGAUGAUAAAUGAUUAUGAAAUUGAACCCACAAUUGAACACUAUGGUUGUUUUGUAGACAUUUUAUGCCGCGCUGGUUGUCUGGACGAGGCAAAGAAUGUCAUUGAAAGUAUGCCCAUGAAACCAAACAAAGUAAUUUGGAUGAGUUUGCUUAGUGGUGCUCGUAACCAUGGAAAUGUUGAAGUUGGUGAUUAUGCAGCUCGCCAUUUGAUUGACGUGUCUCCAGACAGCGUUGGAUGCUAUGUUCUUCUUUCUAACAUGUAUGCUGCGGCUGAUAAGUGGGAGAAAGUUUCACAGGUAAGAGAAAUUAUGAGAAAGAGAGGAGUAAAAAAGGACCCAGGAUGCAGUUCCAUAGAGCACAGAGGUGUGCUUCAUGAGUUUAUUGUCGGUGACAAAUCACAUCCUUGGACAAAAGACAUAUAUUCUAAGUUGACUGAGAUGAGAGAGAAACUGAAAUCCGUAGGACAUGUUCCUGACACAAGUCAAGUUCUGUUGUGUCUUGAAGAGGAAAAAGAGAAGGAAGCUGAAUUGGAAAACCAUAGCGAGAGAUUGGCUAUUGCAUAUGGUCUUAUUAAUUUGGAACCUGGGAGUCCUAUUCGCAUUAUAAAGAAUCUUCGUGUCUGUAACGAUUGCCACUCUGUCACUAAACUCCUAUCCAGUAUCUAUGAUCGUGAGAUUAUUGUGAGAGAUAAUAGUCGUUUCCAUCAUUUCAGAAAUGGGUCAUGUUCUUGCAAAGAUUUUUGGUGA
Molecule: messenger RNA, 2055 nt
Organism: Prunus armeniaca (apricot)
Lineage: Eukaryota; Viridiplantae; Streptophyta; Magnoliopsida; Rosales; Rosaceae
Source: the annotation of a GenBank genome assembly